GUAGCCCUCCGCCUAGCCCUCCGUUGUCGCCGCGUAACCAGGUCCUCAGCGCCGCCGCCGUCCCAGGUCCUCAGCGCCGCCGCCGUCCCAGGUCCUCAGCACCGCCGCUUUUUCCUCUUCCCCCGUGUCUUCGUCUUCGCUGGCUUCUCGGCAGGUCCUCUUCGGCUCUUCAUCUUCGCUGGCUUCUUGGCACGGACCCAAGAUGGGUAUAGUAUCACUGCCCCGCUACGCUGAACAAAUCUUCUUCUGAUCCUCUCAGUUCUCACUAAAUGUCCAGCACCAGUAACACCAAAUCGAAAUCAAUGCCACCUCAUCACUACCACCACCACCACCAUCAGGUCCCAUGCACCCGCACACACCAGAUCGCUGCCCUACUCCUCGUGGUUGGCACCUUCUUCUUCACCAGACUCUUCGAUCGCUCCUUUGCCCCAUGCACCACCACCACCCUCCUUCGCGCGUCGCAGAAUCAGUUCUUUGGGCCCCAUGCGUGGCCGGAGCAAGGUUACGGUUCCCAGCUGUCCCUCAAGAUCUACGUUUACGACGCCGCCGAGAUCGACGGCUUGAAUCAGCUCAUGUACGGUAGGGACGGCAAGAUCACCGAGGAAGCUUGCUUGAAGGGCCAGUGGGGCACUCAGGUAAAAAUACACAAGUUACUUCUGACAUCAAGAUAUCGGACGCGAAAGAAAGAGGAUGCAGAUUUGUUUUUUGUCCCGUCAUAUGUUAAAUGUGCACGGAUGAUGGGUGGUCUAAAUGACAAAGAAAUUAAUCAGACCUAUGUCAAGGUCAUAAGCCAAAUGCCAUAUUUUCGGUUAUCUGGAGGCCGCAACCACAUCUUUGUUUUUCCCAGUGGAGCAGGGGCUCACUUGUUCAAAUCAUGGGCAACAUUUAUAAAUCGCUCCAUUAUUCUUACACCAGAGGGGGAUCGGACUGAUAAGAGAGAUACAAGUGCCUUUAAUACAUGGAAAGAUAUAAUCAUUCCAGGUAAUGUGGAUGAUGGUAUGACAAAAGAUGGGACUACUGUGGUCCGGCCUUUACCUAUUUCAAAGCGGAAAUACUUGGCCAAUUAUUUAGGACGUGCUCAAGGAAAAGCCGGCCGUCUUCAGCUAAUAGAGCUAGCAAGACAAUUUCCUGAAAAGUUGGAAUGUCCAGAUUUGAAAUUCAGCGGACCUGACAAGUUGGGAAGGAAAGAAUAUUUUGAACAUUUGCGCAAUGCAAAGUUUUGCCUUGCUCCACGUGGGGAGUCAUCUUGGACCCUCCGCUUUUACGAGUCAUUUUUUGUGGAAUGUGUUCCAGUUAUAUUAUCUGAUCAAACAGAGUUGCCAUUCCAGAACGUUGUCGAUUACAGCCAGGUAUCAAUAAAAUGGCCAUCCAGUCGAAUAGGUCCUCAAUUAUUGCAGUAUUUGGAGUCUAUACCAGACAAAGAAAUAGAAGCAAUACUAGCCCGCAGUCGACAAAUUAGGUGCUUAUUUGUCUAUGCUGCGGAUUCAGAACCUUGUUCAGCAAUGCGAGGAAUUAUGUGGGAACUCCAAAGGAAAGUGAGGCGGUUUCACCACUCGGCAGAAACAUUCUGGUUGCACAAUGGAUCUAUUGUAAACAGGAACUUAGUUGAAUUUCCAAAGUGGGAACUCCCUAUGCCUUUACCUUGAUACAUCGAGAGAUUUUUUCUUGUAUAGCUUGUGUUUUUCUUUCUUGGUGUAGCUAACUAUCAAUCCCAUAUAUCAAUUCUUUACAUGCUUAUAGUAGGUGUUGUUCAUUGUCAUUUUGUUGUAAAAUUAACGUGAACAAUCACGGAAGCACGGUUCACUAUGGUGUAACAUCCCUAUAAUUUUGAAAAUUCCACGUUAUUCCCA
Arachis duranensis is the source of this 1850-nucleotide messenger RNA. RefSeq names its product probable beta-1,4-xylosyltransferase IRX10. The transcript has 9 exons. Bases 270 to 1646 code for a protein of 458 amino acids. The record is from RefSeq and is a predicted model, not a curated record. Gene Ontology annotation, molecular function: glycosyltransferase activity. Lineage: Eukaryota; Viridiplantae; Streptophyta; Magnoliopsida; Fabales; Fabaceae.